GGAACAAGAGAAACCAAAAAAGACACAAAGGUUAGUGAACAAGAUCCAAGAAUUAAUUCAACAAAUCAGAAAGGUCUAGUAUUUCGAAACCGUAGAAGAAAGCAGGGUGAAGGGCAAAGGCAAGAGGGAUUUAAAGCAGGAGCAAACGAUCCAUCAUAA
Molecule: messenger RNA, 159 nt
Organism: Acaulospora morrowiae
Lineage: Eukaryota; Fungi; Glomeromycota; Glomeromycetes; Diversisporales; Acaulosporaceae
Source: the annotation of a GenBank genome assembly